CUGGUAGGAGUGGUAGGGUAAAAUAGUAAAAUGUCAUAAUUGACAUUUAACAUUUAAGUAAUUUUUACAUAGGGGUACUUUCACUUUAUUUUUAAAAGCUUUUAAAAUAUUUUAUUUUAUAAGUGGUUUAUUAACCAUGUCACUUUUUGCAAGGAACUUUUCAAGGAUAUUAAUUCAAACGGCUCAAAAUACUGCAGCUAGGAAUAUUCACAAUUCUGUUUCCAAUCCAAGUGCAGCUACUGGUCUUAAAGAACGCCCUGAUGCUAGAACUACCUGUACUUUGAUUCCUGGUGAUGGGGUGGGCCCUGAACUAGUUUAUUCAGUUCAAGAAGUCUUCAAGGCUGCAGGGAUACCAGUAGAUUUUGAGGCUUACUUUUUUUCAGAGGUAAAUCCUACCCUUAGCGCUCCAUUGGACGAUGUAGCUAAUUCCAUUACGAAAAAUAGAGUAUGCUUGAAGGGCAUUUUGGCAACCCCUGACUACAGUCAUACUGGUGAGCUACAGACAUUGAAUAUGAAAUUAAGAAAUGAAUUAGAUUUAUAUGCCAAUGUCGUACAUGUCAAAUCAUUGCCUGGGAUAAAAUGCAGGCACAGCAAUAUCGACUGCGUCAUCAUCCGUGAACAAACCGAAGGUGAAUACUCUGCUUUAGAGCAUGAAAGCGUUAAAGGUGUCGUUGAAUGCCUUAAGAUCGUUACUGCCAAGAAGUCACAACGAAUUGCCAAAUUUGCCUUCGAUUAUGCCACUAAAAACCAGAGGAAGAAAGUUACUGCGGUCCAUAAAGCCAAUAUCAUGAAGCUUGGUGACGGAUUGUUUUUAAGAAGUUGUGAGGAGAUGGCCAAGUUGUACCCAAAAAUAGAAUUUGAGAGAAUGAUCGUCGACAACUGCACUAUGCAAAUGGUGUCUAAUCCUCAACAGUUCGAUGUAAUGGUGACGCCUAACCUUUAUGGAAAUAUCGUCGAUAAUUUGGCUUCUGGCUUGGUAGGAGGUGCUGGAGUUGUGGCGGGUGCCUCUUACUCUGCCAAUUGUGUAGUAUUUGAACCGGGUGCACGUCACACCUAUUCAGAAGCAGUAGGUAAAAAUGUGGCUAAUCCGACAGCCAUGCUCUUGUGUGCUUCCAAGAUGCUGAGGCAUGUGAAUCUCCCGGUUUAUGGAGAUAUGAUAAGGAACGCCGUCGAAAAGGUGCUCAAGGAAGGAAAAGUGAGAACGAAAGAUGUCGGAGGACAAUCUAGUACACAAGAAUUUACGUAUGCGGUAAUCCAUAGCUUAGAUCUGCCAAAGCUGAGUUGAACAGACAGUAUGUAGUGAUCAUUUUGCCUGCUUACGUAUUAUUUUUAUUUAUUUAUUUGUGAAUAAUAUAUACGAUUUACUUUUGUUGUGAUACCUGCAUAGUGUUACUUAUAUUGUAGUGGUACUACUGUUAUUAAAACUAUUUGACGUAAA
This is a messenger RNA of Anoplophora glabripennis (Asian longhorned beetle), 1438 nucleotides long. RefSeq names its product isocitrate dehydrogenase [NAD] subunit beta, mitochondrial (gene Idh3b). The transcript is spliced from 5 exons. Lineage: Eukaryota; Metazoa; Arthropoda; Insecta; Coleoptera; Cerambycidae. Gene Ontology annotation, biological process: isocitrate metabolic process; tricarboxylic acid cycle. Gene Ontology annotation, cellular component: mitochondrion. Gene Ontology annotation, molecular function: oxidoreductase activity, acting on the CH-OH group of donors, NAD or NADP as acceptor; NAD binding; magnesium ion binding. The coding region runs from base 137 to 1285 and encodes 382 amino acids. The record is from RefSeq and is a predicted model, not a curated record.